AUGGACUUUUUGAAUGAUGAUGAACUAGACUUAGAUUUACCGGUAACCGCAGAAAUAUCGAAAGAGUUAUUCGCAACAGAAAUAGAGAAGUAUCGUGAAUCCGAGACUAAUGGGACCGAUGUUGAUAACUUUGAUGUCGACAGAUUCCUAGUGCAGAAAAAUUUCCAUUACCUUCCUCUCGAUUCCCUUAUUAGAGAUUUGUCUGGACUUUCACAAAAAAUGGUACAAACAUUAUUAGAACAAAUAAGAAGUAACUACGACGACUAUCUGACUUUUUCCAAUACCUAUACAGAUGAAGAAAAUGAAACUCUAAUAAAUUUAGAGAAAACACAAAGUGAUCUUCAAAAAUUUAUGACUCAAUUAGAUCAUUUGAUAAAGGAUGACAUCAGCAAUACACAAGAAAUUAUAAAGGAUGUCCUGGAAUACCUAAAGAAGUUAGAUGAGAUUUACGGCUCUCUGCGUAACCAUUCACAAUUGACAGAAGCGCUCUCACUUGGAAAGAGAUUGAGUAAAUCUCUCCAUGAAAUGUGCGGUAUAGAACCAUUAGAAGAAGAAAUUUGCUCUGGCCUGAUUGAGCAGUUGUAUAAGUUGAUUACGGCAUCUCGUCGAAUAUUGGAGUCUUGUGCUGAUUCCAAUUCACCAUAUAUUCAUCAUCUGCGCAAUGACUAUCAAGACCUUCUGCAAGAAUUUCAAAUCUCACUGAAAAUCUUGACCGAAAAGUGUCUUGAAAACCCAUCAAGCCUGCAAAACCUAUCUUUGACAUUAGUCUCCAUUAUAAAAACGGCAUAG
Molecule: messenger RNA, 789 nt
Organism: Saccharomyces cerevisiae S288C
Lineage: Eukaryota; Fungi; Ascomycota; Saccharomycetes; Saccharomycetales; Saccharomycetaceae
Gene: COG2
Product: Golgi transport complex subunit COG2
Exons: 1
Coding region: 1-789 (262 amino acids)
Cellular component (GO): Golgi membrane
Source: RefSeq, marked reviewed